Molecule: messenger RNA, 2749 nt
Organism: Cucurbita moschata (crookneck pumpkin)
Lineage: Eukaryota; Viridiplantae; Streptophyta; Magnoliopsida; Cucurbitales; Cucurbitaceae
Product: probable LRR receptor-like serine/threonine-protein kinase At1g34110
Exons: 4
Coding region: 485-2554 (689 amino acids)
Biological process (GO): protein phosphorylation
Molecular function (GO): protein binding; ATP binding; protein kinase activity
Source: RefSeq, a predicted model, not a curated record
CGCCCUGUUUCACAGCUUUUACUGAGACUGAACUCUUGCAUAUGAAUCAGUACAAGAGACAGAGGGAAAGAGAGAGAAGAAGGAAUCUCAAGGCUAUGGGAUUGUGAGGCGUUUUGUGGCCGUAGGUUUGUCAGUGAUCUCUCUCGCAUUCAUUCACAAGAUAACGCUCUUCAUUUCCAUUUCCAUUUCCAUUUUGCUCCCACUUUUCUCGCUCAAUCUCUCUCUGCUCCGAUUCUCUGACUCUCCCGCCACGAUCAGUCCUCCAUUUCCAACGCCAUUGAAGACCUUUCACUGUUACCUUCAGAAUCACAGACGACUGAAUUGAAGAUAUCAUUUAAGUCCUGAUUUUCAAGCGCUGAUUCGUCGGCAAGAGUGUGAUUCUAAGCACUGCCUUCGAGUUCUUUCCAUCGCAUGCGAGAGAUUGUGUAUCGGUGAAAUCAUUACUCAUUUGUGUGAGAAUUUGAGAGAUUCCUCUGUUUCAGCCAUGUCUGUAUUCCACUCGUUCUUGAUUUCCAUUUUCUUUCUGGUUUUUUCUUCCCCUUCUGCUAUUUCUGAGUCGUCCGAGCUUUCCAUUUUAAUGGCGAUUAAAGCUUCUUUAGACCCGCAGAACACUUUGUUGACGUCAUGGAGUCCGUCUUCAAAUCCAUGUGGUGGUUAUUUCGAAGGAGUUGCUUGUAACGAGCAAGGAAAAGUGGUGAAUAUUUCUCUGCAGGGGAUGGGGCUUUCCGGCUACAUUCCGGCAGCCGUCGCUGGACUUAAGAGUUUGACGGGGCUGUACUUGCAUUUCAAUGCUCUAAUCGGCGAAAUUCCUAAGGAAAUUGCGAGUUUGACUGAACUGACUGAUUUGUAUCUCAAUGUGAAUCAACUCUCCGGGGAGAUUCCUUUUGAGAUCGGGAAUAUGGUAAAUCUUCAAGUGCUGCAGCUUUGUUACAACAAAUUAACUGGUGGGAUACCGUCACAAGUGGGAAAUAUGAAGGUGCUCAAUGUUCUUGCUGUGCAGUAUAAUCAGCUAACAGGAGCAAUUCCUGCUAGUUUGGGGAACUUGACUGCGUUAACACGGUUGGACUUGAGUAACAACAAGUUUUUCGGUCCAAUUCCGGUGAUAUUAGCUGAUGCUCCUGCUCUUGAAGUUCUUAAUGUUCAAAACAACUCGCUAACCGGUAACGUUCCUCCAGGUUUUAGGAGAUUGAAGGAAAAGUUUGUGUACGAUAACAACCCGAGUCUUUGUGGAGUGGGAUUUCGGGACCUGAAUCCUUGUAGUAAGUUGAAAAGUUUGAAUCCGAGCCGACCCGAACCAUUUCUACCCCAACUACCUACUAAUCUCUCUGCAAGAGAUAUUCCCGAGUCAGCUAAUUUACGCCACGAUUGCAAUGGAAGUAACUGUUUGAGACAGUCGAAAUCUUCACGAGUCGGAGUGGCUCUCGGAGUGAUUGGAGUUUUUGCUGCUUUCUCGGCCAUUGGUCUUGCAACGUUUUCAUGGUAUCGUCGUAAUGAACAUAAAUUCGGAAGUAGUUCAAAUGGUAUAAGUAGACGAAUGAUUACUAGCCAAGUCAGGGAAGUUUACAGGAGGAAUGCUUCUCCUCUCAUCAAUCUCGAGUAUUCAAAUGGAUGGGAUCCGCUAGCCAAAGAUCACGGUGGGAGUGCAUCGUCACGAGAGGUAUUCAAGAGCUUCAUGUUUAAUCUCGAAGAUGUCGAGCGAGCAACACAAUGCUUCUCAAAGGCUAACUUGUUGGGGAGGAACAACUUUUCUGCUCUUUACAAGGGAAAGUUGAGAGAUGGAUCAGUUGUUGCUAUCAAGUGCAUUGGCAAGACAAGCUGCAAAUCUGAUGAAGCUGAAUUCUUGAAGGGCUUGAAGAUACUUAUCUCGAUGAACCAUGAAAAUCUCGUUAAGUUCAGAGGCUUAUGCUGUUCGAAAGACCGAGGAGAGUGCUAUCUGAUCUACGAUUUCGUCACGAAUGGAACUUUGAUGCAAUAUCUUGAUGACAACAAUGGCAGCGGGAAGAUUCUCGAUUGGUCCACCCGAGUGUCGAUCAUUUGUGGAAUCGCUAAAGGUAUAGGAUAUUUGCACAGAAAGAUUGGAAAGAAACCAGCAUUGAUUCACCAGAACAUAUCAGCUGAUAAAGUGCUCAUUGAUGCAAAUUACAACCCCUUGCUAUCAGAUUCUGGCCUGCACAAACUUCUUGCAGAUGACAUAAUUUUCUCUAUGCUAAAAGUCAGUGCUGCAUUGGGAUACCUCCCUCCCGAGUACACGACGACAGGUCGAUUCACGGAGAAGAGCGACGUCUAUGCAUUUGGAAUGAUCGUACUUCAAAUCAUAUCCGGGAAAACAAGCAUCGUGAAGUUGAACUACAACACUAUCGAGUCACGUCGGUUUGAGGACUUCAUUGACUCUAAGCUUGAAGGAAGAUUCUUAGAAUCAGAAGCAGAUAAACUGGGGAAAAUUGCAGUGAUCUGCACCCACGAAUAUCCCGAGCUUCGCCCGACAAUGGAUGUCAUCGUCCAAGAACUCGACGAAAUGGGAACGUUUGGGAUUUCUGUAGAGUCAAUGCCUUGAAGCUUUGAGAUGAAGCCAUAUAGAAGUUAAGCAGAGCACUGACUACUAAUAUAUGCUGUAAAUGAAGGUCUAUUAUAAGUAUUUUUCGUGCUACUGUACUGUUUAAUGCAGAAAGGUACAAAAAAAAUGGCAUGUCUUUGUAAAAACCAGAUUGCUUUGUUGAAGAAUAAUGUAAAUUAGAGCAAAUUACUGUCA